AUGAAGCUCCCUCAAAUUCGCCUGGCGCGAACAGCAACGCCUUGGUCAACAGCAGCCUCGAGAAGAACGAUCCCCCUCCGAUUCUCCUCAUCACUAUCACAAAAACCAGGCGCAGCAGGAAUUCGUUUUCCUGGUGCAGUGUCCAGUCAAUUUGUCAACAGCCUCUCCUUCGAGCAUCCAUCCACCUACCCCGCGCUCCCAACUUACCGAUGUGUCAACCAAGAUGGCGAUAUAGUUGAUAGCGACUACACCCCAGAGCCAGACUCUCUUGCUCUGAAGCUGUACCGAGAUAUGGUCGCUGUGUCAAUCAUGGAUGUUAUCAUGUUUGACGCACAACGGCAGGGAAGACUUAGUUUCUACAUCACAAGUCAGGGCGAGGAAGGGACUUGUGUUGGCUCUGCGUCCGCAUUGGAGAAGGAAGAUGUUAUUUUCUGCCAGUAUAGAGAGGGUGGCGUGUUUAUGGAGCGGGGAUACACAUUUGAAGAUUUCAUGAACCAGCUGUUUGCGAACGCAAAGGAUAGUGGAAGGGGCAGAAAUAUGCCUGUUCAUUAUGGGAGCAAGGCUUUAAAUAUCCACACCAUAUCCUCCCCUCUUGCAACUCAGAUACCCCACGCCGCAGGUGCCGCCUAUGCACUGAAAAUGCAGCGCCUUGCCGAUCCAAACAUUCCCCCACGAGUCGUAGCUUGCUACUUCGGUGAAGGAGCUGCCAGUGAAGGUGAUUUCCACGCCGCGCUCAACAUCGCUGCAACGCGAUCUUGUCCCGUAAUCUUCAUAUGCCGGAACAACGGCUAUGCAAUCAGUACACCCACGCUGGAACAGUACCGUGGAGACGGUAUUGCAAGUCGUGGAACUGGAUACGGCAUUGACACGAUCCGCGUAGACGGAAAUGACAUCUGGGCUGUGCGAGAAGCUACUAAGAGAGCUAGGGAACUGGCGUUGAAGGAUGGAGGACGCCCUGUGCUGAUAGAAGCCAUGUCGUAUCGGAUCUCGCAUCACAGCACGAGUGACGACUCCUUCGCUUAUCGUGCGCGAGUCGAGGUCGAGGAUUGGAAACGCAGAGAUAAUCCAAUCACCCGACUGAGAAAGUAUCUGGAGAAGAAGGGACUGUGGGAUGAGGAGAAAGAAACGGAGACUAGGAGUAGACUCAGGAAGGAAGUGCUGAAGGCAUUUGCGGCGGCCGAGAAGGAGAAGAAACCGCCGAUGAGAAGCAUGUUCGAGGACAUGUAUGAGGAACUCACGCCGGAGAUUAAGGAUCAGAUGAGAGAGUUGAAGAGUAUGAUUGAUAGGUAUCCGGAGGAGUAUGAUGUUAGUGAGUUUGAGGGUGGAAAAGAUACACUUGCUCCUUAA
Cadophora gregata is the source of this 1347-nucleotide messenger RNA. RefSeq lists its product as uncharacterized. Gene Ontology annotation, biological process: branched-chain amino acid catabolic process. The coding region runs from base 1 to 1347 and encodes 448 amino acids. Lineage: Eukaryota; Fungi; Ascomycota; Leotiomycetes; Helotiales; Ploettnerulaceae. The record is from RefSeq and is a predicted model, not a curated record. The transcript has 2 exons. Gene Ontology annotation, molecular function: oxidoreductase activity, acting on the aldehyde or oxo group of donors, disulfide as acceptor.